This is a messenger RNA of Laccaria bicolor S238N-H82, 1086 nucleotides long. RefSeq lists its product as uncharacterized. The transcript has 4 exons. NCBI's taxonomy places the organism in Eukaryota, Fungi, Basidiomycota, Agaricomycetes, Agaricales, Hydnangiaceae. Bases 1 to 1086 code for a protein of 361 amino acids. The record is from RefSeq and is a predicted model, not a curated record.
AUGUCCCAAACCUACAUCGACGACCAAGACCCCACGAGAGUGACGUAUAAGGGCUCGUGGACUCGGGGGGGAACCGCUGCAGAGUACAACAACACCGUUAGUAGCUCGACUGUUGUUGGCGACUCUUUCACAGUCUCCUUUCAAGGUAACUCAAUUACCGUGUAUGGCACCAUAGACGCUACAUCAGGAGGCGUGACGACCAAUUAUUUCAUCGACGGCGGCGCCGUCAGCCAAGCCGUAUCACUAGCGGGCUCUAAUGAUACUUACAAACAACAAUUUUGGCAGUCGGAUACUCUUCAGUCUGGCGCGCAUACACUCAACGUCACGAUGGUAAAGGUGAAUGCGGAAUCUCAAUCUGGAGAGGGGACUGUGUGGUUCGAUUACUUCGUUGCGAACUCGACUGGAUCCUCGUCGACGAGCUUGACAACUUCGACAUCUACAACCUCCGCGUCCUCAAUAACGAACUCGGACUCAGCGACGCCGACGCCGACGCCGACGGGUAAAAAGAGCAACCUGGGGGGAAUUCUGGGUGGCGUUAUCGGAGGGGUGGUUUUGUUUCUCAUUUUUUUACUGUGUUUAUGGAGAUACCGGAGGCGAAGGAACAAUUCUGGAAAGGUUGCGCAAUUCAAACCAGACAUCGAUCCUGACCCCUCAUCUCCAACAAGCGCAGACUAUAUCUCACCAUUCGACACCAACUCAGCGAACAUCGACCCAUUCCCUUUGGGCUACAGAGGUAUCGGCUCGAUCGACAAUUCAAGCAGGCUCUCCUCGAGCAGCUGGGCACCUGCCCUGCAGCAAAAAUCUUCCCUUCAUCACGCCACGAACUCAAUGAGCACCUCCAGCCAUGGAAACUUUAGCGUGGACCCAUCUGGGUUCGCUGAAUCUCUCGCGGGGUCUAGUGGUAUCGGCCGGCCAACGUCCGCUGGUGCGAGCUCAAAGUCACGGCAUUUGCUGCGCCAGCCGUCGGAGGUUACUGUCUCGACCUUUUUACCUCCAGUGCAGCACGUUGAUAGUGGCAUGCGUUCGAUUGAUAUGGAGAUGCUUACAAGUCCUCCCGAACUUCCACCUGUUUAUAGUCCGGUGUAG